Messenger RNA from Coniophora puteana RWD-64-598 SS2, 2136 nucleotides. RefSeq names its product Pkinase-domain-containing protein. NCBI's taxonomy places the organism in Eukaryota, Fungi, Basidiomycota, Agaricomycetes, Boletales, Coniophoraceae. The record is from RefSeq and is a predicted model, not a curated record. Gene Ontology annotation, biological process: protein phosphorylation. Gene Ontology annotation, molecular function: protein serine/threonine kinase activity; ATP binding. Bases 1 to 2136 code for a protein of 711 amino acids. The transcript is spliced from 6 exons.
AUGCAGACCAAGACAAGCCCCUCGUCCUCCUCUACCUCCUCUACCCGCACCUCAGCAACUAGCAACCUCUCGGCCCCUUCCACUGCCCCGACUCGUCAAUCCCCCUCAUCGAGCUCAUCGUCCGCUUCCUCUCAGUCACAGCCCGUAGGCAUCUCAAAGGGACAAAUCCAUGUCAAACUUAUAAACGGACGUGGAAUCAAUGUCUCGUCUUCCAACAGUCGACCCUACGUUGUCGUUCAAUUCGAACAGAACGAGUUCGUCUCGAGAGAUCCCACCGAUGAGAUGGACAAGGAGGUCAAGGGCACGGCCACCACCCUCUCAAGAACGAAUUCCUCCAAUGCUCUUAGCGCACUUAGCGCUAUCACCACUCGCCCAGGCGUCAAGACCGCGAAUGACGUUGCCAACGGCGCAGGCACCUCUACAAAGGGGAUUUCGCCCACUCAAACAUCAUUGCUACAGCCCCCACCAUCGGCGGCCAAUGGUUUAUUUGGUCGUCUUUCGGCCCACAGCCCCGUCUGGAAACACGAAGUGACCUUCGAUGUUACCUCCGAGGAAUCCCUCAUCUAUCUCAAUAUCUACGACCGGGCAGUCGAGGAAUUGGGCUUCCUUGGUACAGUGCAGAUUAAGCCUGUCCUUGUACACGAUCACACGGUUGACCAGUGGCACAAGCUCCGGCCGUUCGAGAGCGAGGAUGUUACCGGGGAAAUACGCGUCCAGGUCACGUUCGAGCAGUGCAAGACAAGGCGCACGUUGACUCCUCGCGACUUCGAGUUCUUGAAGCUCAUCGGACGCGGGACAUUUGGCAAGGUGUUCCAAGUACGGAAGCGGGACACUAAGCGGAUAUACGCCAUGAAGGUGCUCUCGAAGAAGGAGAUCGUCGCCAAGAAGGAGGUCGCACAUACCAUUGGCGAACGACAUAUUCUCCAGCGGUCCCUUGAAAGCCCUUUCCUCGUUGGCCUCAAGUUCUCGUUCCAGACGGAUUCCGAUCUUUACCUUGUUACCGACUUCAAGUCUGGCGGUGAACUUUUCUGGCACUUGCAGAAAGAAACCCGUUUCAGCGAGGAACGUGCCCGAUUCUACAUCGCCGAGCUAGUGCUCGCUCUCGAACAUCUCCAUAAAUAUAAUAUCGUUUAUCGUGACCUGAAACCUGAGAACAUCUUACUUGACGCGACAGGACACGUCGCACUAUGCGAUUUCGGUCUCUCGAAAGCUGGCCUUCAGCCUGAUGAACUGACGACGACAUUCUGCGGUACAACUGAAUACCUCGCGCCCGAGGUGCUCCUCGACGAACAUGGUUACAGCAAGCUCGUGGACUUCUGGAGUCUCGGCGUGCUUCUGUUUGAGAUGUGCUGUGGCUGGAGUCCAUUCUACGCGGAAGAUACGCAACAAAUGUACAAGAACAUCUGUUUCGGUAAAAUCCGCUUCCCGAGGAACGUCAUCAGCGAGGAUGGCAAGAUGUUCGUCAAAGGGCUUCUCAACCGGAAUCCCAAACAUCGUCUUGGUGCUCGAAACGACGCUGCCGAGCUCAAGGAGCACCCCUUCUUUGCUGCGAUCGACUGGAGCGCUCUGCUCCUUAAGCAGGUUACCCCACCGUUCAAGCCCGUCGUUGAAUCCGAUGAGAGUACGGCAAACUUUGACCCCGAGUUCACGACAGCUGAUGUUGGCGACAUGGAUCUCGACAUCCACCUCGAUGAGGAAGACCCAAGCGAAAAUUGGACCAUGAGCGCAAGCGUGGGUGGUUCAGGCUUCGCACAUACCCCAAAUGGACCUCUCGGCAGCGAACGGUCAGCUCCCCUCAGCCCAACGGAGCUUCCACCAGGUGUCGGUGCAGGCUCGAGCCCCAAUGGGUCUACGGGCAAAGGCAUUGAGAUUGGCAAGAAGAAGAAGAAGCGUGAGGUGGCCGGUUCUCCACUCACGAACAGCGUGCAGGAGAACUUCCGUGGCUUCACAUACUCCGGCGGGGAGAGCGUUGUCACACCUAUGGGCGUCAUCGGCGGAUCCUCUGGUUAUGAGGAUGAGGAAGAGGCCGUUGUCGAUGAAGACGGCGUGGACGAAUUUGACCCUGAAGACGCGGAAGGUUUCGCAGGCCGCUACGCUGGCCGACUGAGAAAUGGCGUCGACGAUGAUAUGGCAUGA